AUGAAGAAUGGCAGGGACAGGAGUAUCGGGUAUGGCGACUUUCGUGAGCCCCAUAUACAGAUUCCUAACCACUCGAGUUUCACAGACAAGGAGCACCCGCUCGCGGGCGCGGUGAUUUGCUUCACUGCAGUCCAGUUGGAGAAAAAGACCCGGCUUCUCAAUGUCGCAAAAGAAAUGGGCGCUUCUGAACGACCCGAUCUAACCAACGAAGUCACUCAUCUAUUUGUCGGAGCUACCGAUUCCCCCAAAUACCAAUUCGUCGCACGCGAGCGAAACGAUGUCAAAGUCCUCCAACCAGAAUGGAUCGAGGCAGUUCGCGAAUCGUGGAUGCAGGGGGAGGACACCGACAUUCAGGCAUUGGAAAUAAAGUAUAAGCUACCUACCUUCUUUGGAUUGACGCUUUGCAUUACUGGUUGGUCAGACAUGGGAUAUCGGACGAAAAUGAAUGAUAUUGCUAUGGAGAAUGGAGCAGAGUUUCGAAGAGACUUGACUAAAAGCGUUACGCACCUCGUGGCCCGGUAUGCGGAAGGAGAAAAAUACAAGUUCGCAACACAAUGGGGAAUUAAAGUUGUCAGUGAAAAAUGGUUUUACGAUUGUGUUGAGAGAGGUAUGACCUUAAAUGAAGAAAAGUAUCAUCCAUCCCUGCCACUCGAUGAACAAGGUGUUGGCGCAUGGGAUCGACUUGCUCCCAGAGGAUAUGGGGAAAAAGCGAAACAACGGCAGGCGUCCGGCGAUCCCUCGUCUGAUAACAGGCCUCGAAAGAAGCUACGCCGGACUGCAAGUACCAAGCUUGUUGGUCAGAAUGAGAAUAUAUGGGGUGAUAUCAUCGGGGCUGGUUUCAUGAACGCGGAGACGACAGAUUCGAAUAAGAAGGAAGAAGAUGAGAUGGACUCGCCACCGCCUAGAACUGUUAUUCAAGCAGCCAAAUCUUUCGCCAGCGAGUCUGUUUUCGGCGAGACUAUGGAGAAAAGUCAACCCCAGGAGCUGGCACCUAAAAUCCCGGAGGGCUUUCUCGGCGGGUUCUAUUUCUAUUUGCAUGGCUUCUCAACAAAACAGAUGGGGGUUUUACACCGUCAUCUUGGAUUCAAUGGAGCAGAAUGUGUGAAAUCACUGAGCGAGUUCUCUCGUCCAAGUAUUCCAAAGACGGGCCAGGGCCUAUACAUUAUGAUUCCGUACCAGACCCCAAGAUCUGAAGUUCCAUCAACGGAUGAAAUGGCAUUCGAAUGUGACGUUGUUACAGACAUGUGGCUUGAAAAGUGCUUGCAUGCACGCGCACUCAUACCUCCCGAAUCCCACGUUGCUAGCACACCAUUUCCUAUAUUUCCUAUUCCAGGGUUUGCGGAAAUGAGAGUAUGUUCUACCGGGUUCGCAGGAAUUGAUCUUCUUCACGUUUCCAAAAUCGUGGCCUUGAUGGGAGCGACAUACGAUGAAGUGCUCACACAGCAGGCAUCUGUCCUGAUUUGCAAUGACCCACAAACCGCAAGCACAGACAAACUGCGGCAUACUAGUGGAUGGGGUGUCCCAGCCGUUUCUGCAGAGUGGCUGUGGAUAUCCGUUCAGGCUGGCCAAAAGAAGCCACUGGAACCUUAUAUCGUGCAAAAGCAAAUAUCACAAGCCAAGCGGACUGUAGAAAAGCCCGGCGCUGCAUUUGCGAACGAAAGAACUAUAGACGAGAAAUUGAAAAAAGGACAGGAGGCAGGGUCAAAGACUAGUCCAGACUCUACCAAUGAAGAAGUAUCCGAAAAAGCGCAGUCUGUGAAGAAUAAUCGCAACCGCGUGAUGCCAAUAAUUGACGACGGCUUUUCGAAAGACGCUGAAGAUAAUGCGCCACAGGCCUCUGUACCAGGCUCUCGAUCUCCAUCCCCUAGCAAAGCAGAAGGCGAUUCCACCACUGAUGUCGCUGCUCCUAAACAAGCCGAAGAAGACCAAGCCAAACCGGCCGGGCCCUCUGCGUUAGACACUGCGCUCAAAGGACUCCUCCAGCAAGCACAAGCAGCAAAAAUCCGCCAAAAGAGCGAAGGCACAACAAGCACAGAGGACGACAAGUUCUCAAAUCGAAGAAAACGGAAGCCUCUUCUCGGCCGCGCACCAUCUCACUCAUCCACCAAGGCCCUCGAGAGCACCGGUGCACCAUCCAGAGCUAGCUCCGUCGACACACUCAACGACGAUGAUAGCCGCAUCGAUGUCCUUAAUGAUCAGAGUCUGUCGUCGAUGUUCAGCGGUAGCGGUGGAAAAUUUGAUUUCUUAGCUGAUAAGCAACCUGCGCUCGAUGGAAAAGACGAGGACGAAGAGAAUACUGAGCCCCAGAUGACACAAUUGGAUUACGAGGAUGCGGAUGCAGCAGCUAUGAGAGCUGAAUUCCUGCGUGACGCAGGAAAGUUGGUUGGCAAGCCCAAGCCGGCUGAUCCUGCAUUAUUAAUUGGGGAGGCGAGAGAAAUGGAAGAUGUAGGAUGGGGCUCUAGACGAAGAACUAGGAAGCAUCCUCGCGGUGAUGAUGAUUGA
Penicillium angulare is the source of this 2502-nucleotide messenger RNA. RefSeq lists its product as uncharacterized. Lineage: Eukaryota; Fungi; Ascomycota; Eurotiomycetes; Eurotiales; Aspergillaceae. Bases 1 to 2502 code for a protein of 833 amino acids. The record is from RefSeq and is a predicted model, not a curated record. Gene Ontology annotation, biological process: mitotic G2 DNA damage checkpoint signaling; DNA replication initiation; mitotic DNA replication checkpoint signaling. The transcript is spliced from 5 exons.